Molecule: messenger RNA, 610 nt
Organism: Cylas formicarius (sweet potato weevil)
Lineage: Eukaryota; Metazoa; Arthropoda; Insecta; Coleoptera; Brentidae
Exons: 3
Coding region: 98-559 (153 amino acids)
Source: RefSeq, a predicted model, not a curated record
CUGUAAGUCUCUAAUAGUUAAGCUAAAGGUAGUUAUUAGGAUUUCUCAAAGGUUGAUAUAAUAGGAGUGCGUUUAAUGAAAUUGCUAUUCUUGCAAUAUGAAAUUUCUACUGGCACUAGUCCUGUGUUCCUCGGCUAUUUUCGGCUUUAUUAACGGUCAGAGACAGGCGCCAAUCGUACUUUACUAUAUUCAGCAUGCUGAGACCAAGUUAUUCAUUGGCCAAGACGCAAAGCUAGGAAAAAGCCGUAACAUGUGGGGUUUUCGUCAUUUGGAAGGUCAAACCUUUGGGAGACUCGCCAGUUAUGACACAGGAAAAGUCCUAGAUAUUAGCGGGGGUUGUUGGGGUACCAAAAUAGGAACCUACAGAGACAACCAAGCAGAAAACCAGAAGUUCUAUUUUUAUGAAGACGGUACCAUUCGGUCCAAAUGUGACACAAAUAAGGUCAUAGCUCCGGACAAAGAUAAGCGGGGGCUCAUCUUGGAAACUUUUGAAAGGUCCAAACUGGCUCGUUAUGUGUUCAAGAGGUUCAGGCCUGGAGUUGACAGACCGGAUGAAUGAGAACUUGUCACAAUUGGUUGAUGUACUUUGAAAUGGAAUGUCUCAAAGCUC